This is a messenger RNA of Perca fluviatilis (European perch), 5864 nucleotides long. RefSeq names its product eph receptor A6 (gene epha6). The transcript is spliced from 17 exons. Gene Ontology annotation, cellular component: neuron projection; plasma membrane. Gene Ontology annotation, biological process: axon guidance; protein phosphorylation; cell surface receptor protein tyrosine kinase signaling pathway. The coding region runs from base 552 to 3605 and encodes 1017 amino acids. The record is from RefSeq and is a predicted model, not a curated record. Gene Ontology annotation, molecular function: ATP binding; protein binding; transmembrane-ephrin receptor activity. NCBI's taxonomy places the organism in Eukaryota, Metazoa, Chordata, Actinopteri, Perciformes, Percidae.
GCACAGAUGCGCACAGUCUCUACAGUGCACUGUAGCCGCCGCUUCAGAUGCUCCUCCGCUGCAUCCCAUUAUUUCUCUGUUCACUCUGUUCAUCUCGCUGCUGCGGCGGACCGGGUUGGAGACAGGGAGCUGGCACAUUGCUGUGCCAAAAACAGGAUUUCUAAAGUCUGUCACGACUCUGUGCGCUACGGAGACGUACUUGAAAAGGACAUUUAAUGUAUCUUUAAAACAAGGCAAUAUCGGCGACCGAAGUCCAUGAAAUCUGCAAAGUUGUUAGAUCUAGGUGUUUCUCAUCCGUCCAAACAUUUUGAUUUCACUUUAGAUAUUUUCGCCACUUUAUCCAAUACGUCCCCGUUCCGCGCCAUCGCCGCUGCUGCCUCCAGGUAAGGGAUGGAUCUCCUUUUGUUCCGUCACCCGGCAGUUCUCUUCAACCGGGACCGAAUGUAAGGACCAUUGAAUCGGUGCUUGUGGAGAAUCCAGCCGCUCUUUUCUCUGACCAAGUUACAUCUAGGCUACCUCGUAUAAAGCCGGUGAUAAAUGUUGCAGCAGACAUGAGUUUUGGAAACAGAUUUUUCCUUGUUUCACUCUUUCUUGGAAUUGUCGUCACUCGUUUCAGCCACUGCAACCAAGUUGUGCUGCUGGAUACGACGUCUGUGCUUGGAGAGCUUGGAUGGAAGACCUAUCCUAUAAACGGGUGGGACGCCAUCACUGAGAUGGAUGAGCACAACCGGCCCAUCCAUACUUUCCAGGUUUGCAAUGUGAUGGAGCCCAACCAGAACAACUGGCUUCGCUCCAACUGGAUCUCUCGACAGGCUGCCCAAAAGAUCUACGUGGAGCUUCGCUUCACCCUGCGUGACUGCAACUCCAUCCCUUGGGUGUCUGGUACCUGCAAGGAGACCUUCAACCUCUUCUACCAUGAGACUGAUGAGGCUCACGGUGUCAAAUUCAAGCCCCAACAGUACACCAAGAUCGACACCAUCGCUGCCGACGAGAGCUUCACUCAGAUGGACCUCGGAGAUCGCAUCCUCAAACUCAACACUGAGGUGCGGGAGGUGGGACCCAUGACUAGGAAGGGUUUCUACCUGGCGUUCCAGGACAUCGGUGCCUGCAUUGCCUUGGUUUCAGUAAGGAUUUACUAUAAGAAAUGUCCUUUCACGUUAAGGAACCUGGCCUCAUUUCCUGACACAGUACCUCGUGUGGACUCUUCCUCAUUGGUGGAGGUGAGGGGGGCUUGUAUUGACCAUGCUGAAGAAAGAGACACUCCCAAACUGUUCUGUGGAGCUGAUGGAGACUGGUUGGUCCCCUUGGGAAGAUGCGUCUGCAGCAUUGCGUAUGAGGAGAUCGAUGGCUCAUGUACUGCAUGUCACCCAGGUUUCUACAAGGCAUAUGCUGGAAACAUCAGGUGUUCAAAGUGCCCUCCACAUAGUUUCAGCUAUGGAGAAGGAGCUGCUAUCUGCCGCUGUGAGAUGGGCUUCUUCAGGGCUGAGAGUGAUCCUCCAACAAUGGCUUGUACACGCCCUCCAUCUCCUCCCCGCAACUUAAUGUUUAAUCUGAACGACACCUGUCUGAUGCUGGAGUGGUCACAUCCCAGCGACACCGGGGGCCGCCGGGAUCUCACCUACAAUGUCCAGUGCAAACGCUGUGGCCCCGAGCCUGACCAGUGCCAGUUCUGUGAGGAGGAACUUCGUUUCCUACCACGACCAUUAGGCCUGACUGACGCCACAGUCACUAUCAUGGACUUCUCAGCCCACGCCAACUACACCUUUGAGAUUGAGUCCCUGAAUGGUGUGUCAGGCAUAAGCUCCUUUCCUCGCCAGGUAGCCAUCAUCACCGUCAGCACUGAUCAGGGUGGUCCAUCUCUGGUUGGGUCUCUAAAGAAGGACUGGGCCUCUCCAAACAGUAUUGCUCUCUCCUGGCAGCAGCCCGAACAAACAACAAUGCUCAUCCUCGACUACGAGAUCAAAUAUUACGAGAAGGAACAUGAGCAGUUGAGCUACUCGUCGACACGCACCAAGGCUCCCAGUGUGAUCAUCUCAGGUUUAAAACCAGCCACCUGGUACGUCUUCUGUGUUCGCACCCGCUCACCAGCUGGAUACAGUUCCUACACCCCUAAAUAUGAAUACAAAACUACAGGAGACUCAUCAGACAUAGCUUCUGACCAAGGCCAGGUGUUGGUGAUCGUCACAGCAGCGGUUGGUGGCUUUACCCUCCUCGUCAUCCUCACCCUCUUCCUCCUGAUCACUGGAAGGUGUCAGUGGUAUUUUAAGGCCAAGAUGACUUCAGAGGAGAAAAGGACCAAUUAUCAGAAUGGACAUGUCCCCUUUCCGGGAAUAAAGACCUAUGUGGACCCUGAUACAUAUGAAGACCCCACGCAGGCCAUCCACGAGUUCACCAAGGAGAUCGACCCCUCCAGGAUCCGCAUCGAGAGGGUGAUCGGAGCCGGUAUACACACACACAGGCCUGCACACACAGUUAUACACUCAUCCACUUGUGGUUCUACCUUUCGCCAUGUGGGCGGAAGAGGAUCAUUUCAUGUUGGUGAGUUUGGCGAGGUGUGCAGCGGCCGCCUGAGAACUCCAGGGAAGAAGGAGAUUGCCGUGGCAAUAAAGACGCUGAAGGGCGGCUAUGUGGAGCGUCAGAGGCGGGACUUCCUGCGCGAGGCGUCAAUCAUGGGCCAGUUUGACCACCCCAACAUCAUCAGACUAGAGGGCGUGGUCACCAAAAGCAGGCCUGUAAUGAUUGUGGUGGAGUAUGUGGAAAAUGGAUCGCUGGACUCCUUUCUCAGGCAACAUGACGGUCACUUCACUGUCAUCCAGUUGGUUGGCAUGCUGCGUGGCAUCGCCUCGGGCAUGAAGUAUCUGUCAGACAUGGGCUACGUUCACCGAGACCUGGCAGCUCGAAACAUCCUGGUCAACAGCAACCUGGUGUGUAAAGUGUCAGACUUCGGCCUGUCCCGAGUCCUGGAGGACGACCCGGAGGCUGCUUACACCACAACGGGUGGUAAGAUCCCCAUCCGAUGGACCGCUCCUGAGGCCAUCUCAUACAGGAAGUUCUCCUCUGCCAGCGACGCGUGGAGUUACGGCAUCGUCAUGUGGGAAGUGAUGUCAUAUGGGGAGCGGCCAUAUUGGGAGAUGUCCAAUCAGGAUGUGAUUCUGUCUAUUGAAGAGGGCUACCGGCUGCCUGCACCGAUGGGCUGCCCCGUGGCCCUGCACCAACUGAUGCUGCACUGCUGGCAGAAGGAGAGGAGUCACCGGCCUAAAUUCACCGAUGUUGUUACCUUCUUGGAUAAACUGAUCCGUAACCCCAGCAGCCUGCUGCCACUGGUAGAGGACAUUCAGAGUCUACCGGAGUCUCCGGGGGAGGAAAUGGACUACCCGAUGUUCAUCUCCAUCGGCGACUGGCUGGACUCCAUUAAGAUGACUCAGUACAAAAGCAAUUUCAUGGCAGCUGGCUACGACACAUUGGAUUCUGUGGCGAGGAUGAGUAUUGAAGAUGUGAGGCGUAUAGGGGUGGAGCUGAUCGGCCACCAGAGGCGGAUCACCAGCAGCGUACAGACCCUCCGCCUUCAGCUACUGCACGAACAGGAGAAGGGUUUUCAUGUAUGAGGACAACCUUUAACACAACCUGGGAUGGACAGAUAGAUGGACCAGAGGGAAGUGAAGUCUAGACCAUUGGACAGACAGCCUACAGCCUGUGCCUGAGUCUUAACCCCUCAUUAAGGAGGCAAUUGGACAGACUACCACAGCAGACUGCCCCCUGGUCUCCCUCACAUCCAUUAGUAACAGACUUUUUCCUACUAUACACCCCUUACCCAGUAUACCUGGCUCUGCCAGACUAUUGCAGCCUGAUCGACUUUAAAGACGGGCCCAGGCCCUCACUUAGGGGAAUGUAAUGCCUUGUUGCAGCAGCAGUACUUUGUGUGUGAAGCAACAAUAUCUAGAGAUGUAGAUUUGCAAACGUAAUCUACCGGAACUUUUGACUAUUUUCUUCUUCUUUUUUUGCCAUUUUCUCGCUCUGAGUUAUGUGCUCAUGUAGCUGCUAUCGGGUGUGCAAUCGAAAAGUAUCCUCAAUAUCUUUUAUUUCAGAGUUUGAUUAUUUAUCAUGGAGGUGUUAUUUGCUUUGCUUUAGUUAACCCUCUCUCCAGAGAAUCUGGUAUGCGAAUACUUGAAUAAAGAAGUGAGAAGCAAGUUAUGGAGAUUUCUUGAAUGUUCAAAAGUGUAUAGACAAUUAAUCGAUAAUUAUUAUCAUAACCUAAUAUCUAUAUAUGUGCAGUCCUGUAUGUGAAAGCCCUAGUAAAUCUGGAUCUUAUUUAAGAUGUUUUAUUUAUUUCAGAUUUUUAUCCGAAUCAGCAAUACAGUAUUAUGCAGUCACCUCAGUAUCUCAGAGAAAGAUGAAGAAUUGUGCAAUGAGAGAACUCUUGUUGACAUGUUAACAUGAGGCUCCCACCACACCAUCCACCUGUUUCUAUUGUCACAUGCUUACCUUGCAGAACUGGAUCCGUUGCCUUCAGAUGAAUAACCAUACAAGUCUAUUCUGACAGUUUUUAGCAACCAGUGUACUCGCAGUUGUGUAACGAUAAGCCUGAUUUAUUUUGGAUUGUAAAUGUUAUACAUUGCCUGAAAGUACACAAUCUCCACUGUCCUAACAUAUGAAUGUUAACAUAAUUUAGAUAUAGAUAGGAGAUGUUUGUCUGGAAACUAAACAUGGACUUAUAUGGUUCUUCAGAAUUAGCCGAAAUGCUUUAAUAUACAUUCAUUUUCUUUUUGCCUGAACACGCACUAAUGCAGUGCAUUUCGUGGACAAAGUUGAUCUAAGAUGUCAGAGCAGAAUAGUGUGUCGUAGAUGCAAAGCUCUACUCCAGUCUGUUUUUAAAUUGUGGUCAUGUGAAGGUUGUGGCAUUUGUGGCAAUAUGGGAAACCAGUGUACAUAGAUGUAGUCUGGAAUGAAAAUUGUUGGAUCUGCAGUAGAUAAUGUCAAUUUGUCAGAUGUUUGCCAUUAAAAUAAUCAUUUUUCUUCAUCCGCUAACUAAGUGGUGAAUAGGCAUUGCUGCAGAAUAUAGCCAGUUAGUUGAGUUGGGGGCAGCAGAAGUAGCUAAAACCUGGUGGAUAGAAACCGGUGAGUAGUCUAUGGUUUAUGUGAUCAGGACAGAGCUGUCCAGCAGAGACAGUAAGUGACUUUAAUGACGGCAGAGGGAGAAUAAAUAUAAACAGCAGCAUCAUAACUCAUGUGUCAUUCUUAAAUCAACAGUAACAAACACACUUACUUACAUACACACACACACACACACACGCACACACACACACACACACACUCACGUAGAAUGCCUUACAGUCCGUUAACCAUGCAAGACAGAGACACUUUAGGUGUGGUUCAUAAGUUUCAGUGCAGUCACAGGACCUAGCCAUUACUUUGAGUUGUAUUCCAUAUUCAAGAGAGCGACCGCCCCUCUACAGCAAUGGUUUUUCUUACGAAUUGUGGCUCGAUGAUUAAUGUCAAAGGCAGACUGGAUCUAGAGAUCUGUGCCUUUCGGUCACAGCAUAGUUAUGCAUCCCAGCCUGCAGGAGUAGGAAAGGUGCACACACACAUCCAAACACACAUAUACACUCACAUACAAAGUAUUUGCGCACGCACGCUCGCGGUCACCAUCCUUCUACAGACUAAGAAGAAUAUCAGAUGCUGUUUGUUUAGCAUGUUCUACUGCUGAGCAAUGUUAGAACGUUAUUUUGUACAAAGUACAAGUAUACUUAUAAUUCUUGUAUUUUAUUUUUCUAUAAUUUCCAAAGAGAUGUUGUAGAUCUUCCACACUGUAAGAGGCAGUUACAGCGAAUAUUUAUUUGCAAAUAAAGACGAACAGUUCUGGUGGU